This is a messenger RNA of Neospora caninum, 1575 nucleotides long. RefSeq names its product putative DnaJ domain-containing protein. Gene Ontology annotation, cellular component: spliceosomal complex. Gene Ontology annotation, biological process: spliceosomal complex disassembly. The transcript is spliced from 2 exons. The record is from RefSeq and is a predicted model, not a curated record. NCBI's taxonomy places the organism in Eukaryota, Apicomplexa, Conoidasida, Eucoccidiorida, Sarcocystidae. Bases 1 to 1575 code for a protein of 524 amino acids.
AUGGAUCGCGGGGCGGGCGCAGCUGACGGGGGCGUCCCGGCCAGCCCCCUUCCAGAGUUGCUGCUCGGCUUCUGUCCGUACACUGUCUUGGGAAUAUCCCCGCCCGAAGAAAAGUCUGCGCGACUCCCCUCUGGAAGUGCGACUGCUGCUACACCUGUUGCUGUCAGCGCAUCGGCUGCGUUUUUCGCGUCGGUGACCCUGAAGACUUUGGCGUCGUCUUACAGGCGGGCGGCGCUGCGGGCGCAUCCAGAUAAAAAUCGAGGCCGGGAGACGCAGGCAGCCGAGGAAUUCGUUCGCAUACAGGCUGCGUAUUCCUUCCUUUCUUGUGAAAAGAAUAGGGCGGCGUAUCACGCCUUUCUGGAGAGCCGCGAGCGCCACGAGGCUCUCCUGGCCGACCGGCGUCGCCGCGGACUCCAGGCGGACGAGAAGAAGAGGAAAUUUGCGGAAGAUUUGAAGAGGAGGGAAGAAGCCUUUGCCCAGUCGCAGAGAGACGCGAAGGAAGCAGAGAGAGGCGCUCGCGCGCGAGCAGAUUUUGAGAAGGACCGACUGCAACGCGUGCGAGAGAGAAACGAAAAGAUCCUGGAGGAACAUCAAGAGAAACUAAAUGCCAGACAUGCGCAGCAAACUCAAGCUGCCAGAGAGGCCUCGGCAGCUUUCUUCCAUCAGAAGCCGCGUUUUGCAGGAGGCGGUCAACCGUGGGAUGUGUUUGAUUUUAAGCGAAGAAAAGUGCAAGAAAGCCACGCAGAUUUCGACGCGCAGCGCCCCAUUUCCGCUCCUGCCAGGAAUGGUGAAGCUGAGGACGCGGACGAUAUCGAAGAUAUCCUCACACGGUCGGUGUAUGUACACUGGGCAGUUGAGGCACCGGGGGCAGAUGGAGAAACGCGAGCAGAGAAAUCAGGUUCCUCUUCGAACCCCGGUUCGCCAGAGAAUGAACAAGGCGAGGCACCGAGUGCUGCCGUCACUCCCACUCUUCUCUCUGCUCUGUUCAUUCCGCUCCAUGCUCUCUAUAUAUACGGAUAUACCGCAGAGAAGGGCUACGCCUUGGUCGCCUUCGCAACCCGAGAGCGUGCGCUGGAGAGCGCCCUCGAGUUUCAGCAACAGCAGAAGCAGACUCGAAGAGGGCUAGGCAGUGGGAAGAAGAAACCCCCGAGACUUCGGGUGAAGAUCGCUGAUCAGGUUGAGCACUUGAAGGAGCGACUGUCGGCGCUUCAAGAAGACGCGGAUGUUGCUGGAGCGGAAUUUGCGCGCGUUGCUGCCGAUGCCGCGAAGAAAAGAGCAGACGGCGAAACGCCGAGUGCGAACUCUAGAGGGUUUGCGGAUCCGGCACAAGAAGCCACGCAAGCGCCCGACUUGAGAUCCGCUCCAACCAUGUCAGCACGGGGAACGCCCGAGCCUGCACAGGCUCCGCCUUUUUUCCCUUCGCCUCCUGCGGUCAUGACGCCGACGUCGCUGGCCGAGUUUGAAGCGGCGACGCUCCAGCAACUGAGGCUGGCCGCCGCAAAGCGGAAAGCCUUGCAAGCGGCGCAGCAACAGGACGCGAAUGGAGCUGGACCGCCUCCUGGGGUCGGAGGAUGA